This is a messenger RNA of Aedes albopictus (Asian tiger mosquito), 2505 nucleotides long. RefSeq lists its product as uncharacterized. Lineage: Eukaryota; Metazoa; Arthropoda; Insecta; Diptera; Culicidae. The coding region runs from base 377 to 2056 and encodes 559 amino acids. The transcript has 4 exons. The record is from RefSeq and is a predicted model, not a curated record.
CAGGAAAUCAGUUGAAACGGAACCAUUUGGCCGCAAGAGGCGCUAUGCAAUAUUGUAGCGACAUCUGUUGUCAAGCGAGAGUAACACAUCACAUUUGAUCACAGAUGGCGGUAGUACCGAAAAGCUAUUGUACUUUCUUCCUAAAAAUGAAAUUUGUGCGCUUGUUGUUUUCAAAAUAAACAAUAUUACUUCAAAGUGACAAAAAUGUCGAAUUCAGUAAGCCAAAUACUUUUAAUAAGAUAUCAAAUUAUCUAUGUAUUCAAACCCGUGAUAAGCAGGCGAAAUUAUACGAAAAACACAUUAUUUGCAACAAUAUAGUUUUUGAAAAUGGUCGCAGCACCUGCGCCGCGCAUUUGUCGCAUUCAUCGCAAUAUACAUGAGGCCGUCAAAACAUUAUUUAUUUACAAACACGCAUCCGGCUGAUCCAAAUCCGCAAACCGCAAAAAGUAUAGGUUCUUGUGCUAAAGGUUCCGAAAUCAAGAUUUUCAUGAUGCCAACAGUGUGUUGUGUAUAUAAAUGUAAAUCGAAGUUUACAAAAGAGAAUGCGAUUACUUUCCAUCAUUUCCCCAAAAGCGGAAAACUUAUAUUCAAGUGGAUAUUGAUUUUGAAAAUCGGAUCAAAGCUGAAGUGGUCCUCUGCAAAAGUUUGCCAGCUACAUUUUUCAUCGAAGCAAUAUGAUAACUACGAUACCCGAAGACUGAAGUAUGAUGCCGUUCCAGAUUCAAAUCUACCGAAACGUCCCGCGAAGAUUUUCAACAUCUCCGAUUUACCGCCGAAACGGAUGCGCAAGCUGCAGGUGAUGAACGAUUACAUCUAUGAUCCGGUCGUGAACAUCGAAUCUUGUACUUCCUCAGUAGACAUUGAAGGGAAGUUAAGCAGCAAUGCUACUUCGGCAUCUCCUUUGGCGCAUACUGAACCGAACAACAAUCUGGAAUAUCCUGUACAUGAAGAUUUUGAAGUACACCGUGUUUCAAAAACGUAUCCAAUAAAGCGUUUGGAUAUGUUGCAGCAGGCAACAGAAUGCACAGGGAUGCAUAGUGAGGACAGCAAACAAGGCGAGAAAUUAGUGUUAUCAUCUCUAUUUGAAAAUCUGGGACGCGAAGAGGAAGUGGAAUACCAGAAGCUUACGUCAACGCAAGAAACCGAUACGCUACGCAGCCUAUCUCCUGAAAUUGAUACGAACCUGUUAUGUCUCGGGGGAGUUUUGGCGGUACAUGGUUUAAAGCCAAAACAAUUUACUUAUCUGAGUGGCUUAACCAAGGUCCAAUUCGACGUGGUCUACAACUUGUGCAUUUAUCGCCAAUCAGGUUGGCCAUGGCCAUACUAUCGUAUCCCACUGAAAGAACAACUGCUUCUAACUCUGAUAAAAUAUAGGCAUAAUUGGGAAUACAGGAUGCUUGCCAUUAUUUUUAAAAUCAGAGAAGGUACCGCGCAAGAAAUUUUUAUAUUUUGGACAAAACUUCUGUACAACCGCUUAGAAACCAUUGACUUCUGGAGUAUGAGAUCACGUAAUGACGGAGAAUAUGUUGUAAUUUUGGACUGCACAGAAAUACCAGUGGAAAAACCAGCGGCUCCAGAUCUUCAACAAGCGACUUUUUCAAAAUACAAAAAUACAAAUACGUUCAAAACGCUGGUAGCGAUAGAUGAGCAAGGUGUUAUCUUAUUCGUAAGCAACAUAUUUGGCGGUUGUGUAUCCGACAAUCGAAUAGUGGAAAUGUCGGGAAUCGUUGAUCUGCUCUCGGAAGGAGAUUUCGUAUUAGCAGACAGAGGCUUCGAACAGAUAGACGCUCUCUCUGCUAAAGGCAUAGUCCUUAAUCGACCCCCAAGAAAAAAGGGCGCUCAACUCACAGAGCAGGAAGUGGCAUCCACUCGUGCUAUUGCCUCGCGUCGUAUUGAUGUCGAAAGAGUCAUCGGUUAUGCUAAAACCUACAAGAUACUGAAGCAAAAAGUGAAAUAUUCACUGUUCCCAAUGAUGGAUAUGAUUAUAAAAAUCCUAUUCAAGCUAACUAACUUAAGGCGUCCUAUUUGUAAAAUUAAGAAUGAUAAAGCUCGAUAAUGUUUUGAAGAACUAAUGAGCGAUCGAAUAAAAAUCAAAAUUGUUAGUUUUUAAUCAUUCUAAUAUGGAUUAUCUAUAAAGAAAGAAACUCCAUAUUGAAUAUAUAAUUUACUGACAUCUUGGUGUAGAUGGGGCACAUCACAUAUUCUUCAUAUUUUACACCAUUGAAGUGAGCGAAAUGUAUAUAGGGUGACUUUCAGUAUUGUCGGCAGUUCACUCUUCAUCAUGAGGAUCACAAAUUUAUAUAUGCACUGUGGUGCAUAAUUCAUCGGACAAACGCCGAUUUUCAUACGAAAUGGCCAAGUUUGAGGUGCUGUAACCAUGGUUUUCGUUGAUGGAUUGAACUAAAUUUUUGACACACUUAUAUGCUGAAUUUCACAUAUACUAGGUACAAAAUGUUUUCGUUCACAGGUUUGGGCGUGGCAAGGUGUUUAAAAUGUGCAAAAGUG